Uloborus diversus is the source of this 15004-nucleotide messenger RNA. Its product is annotated as serine-rich adhesin for platelets-like. The record is from RefSeq and is a predicted model, not a curated record. Bases 27 to 14933 code for a protein of 4968 amino acids. The transcript has a single exon. NCBI's taxonomy places the organism in Eukaryota, Metazoa, Arthropoda, Arachnida, Araneae, Uloboridae.
AGUUGACCAACUCAGCUCCAGCAGCAAUGAUUUGGUUCACAAGUUUUGGAUUGGCGCUUUUGCUCUUCCUCUCGCAGCACCAUGGCGUCGAGAGCAGGAAAAAGCAGAUGGAUCUUUCGAGAAGCCCCUGGAGAAAUCUGAGGACCACGCAAAAUUUCAUGAAUUGCCUGGUUCAGCGAAUCGCCGCCUCCCCCCAGUUCCCACAGCAAGAAAAAGCGGAUCUAGAAGCUCUGGUCGAAACGAUGACAAAGGUCAUGUCUGAAGUAAGCGGAAACCGAGAAAAAAGUGCUCAGAUUUCUGCUAUGACCAUGGCUUUCGGUUCAUCUAUGGCAGAAAUGAUUAUAGCAGAGGAAGAGGGCGGAGCCACAGGAAUAGAGCAAAAGACCGAUGCUCUAUGUCAAGCUCUUACACAAUGCUUCCGGUACACUCUGGGAACUGUGGAUAUGCACUUUAUACACGAAAUAAAGGAGCUCAUCAAAGUGUUUGCAGCGGAAGCUGCCUCAACUGAUGAUAAUGAAAUAGAAAUAGAUGAAACUUCAAGUUUAAGCUCCUCUAUUUACGGUUCAGCAGACUUUAGUUCAUCAACUGCGAUAAGUGGCAGCUUAGAUGCGUCGCUAUCAUCUGGGGCGUCUCUAACUACAGCAGCUGGAGUUUCAAGCGGAGUCGUUUCUUCUCUCCAAUCUACUCUUUUAUCAAGCUUGCAAUCAACUUCUGUAUUCAGCAAUACCUUUAGCAGCAAUCUCUCAGUACAAAAUGCAGUUUCGUUAGGGCAACUACUAGCCCAACAAAUCGGAAGACAAUACGGCCUAAGCAACAACGAUGUAAAUACUUUAUUGUCGCGAAUUCGCAAUUCCCUGCAAACACUCCAACAAGGAUCUGCCGUGCGAGUGUACAUAUCUGCAAUUAUUGGUCCAAUACUCGAAGUACUUGCAACAAAAGGCAUCGUAAACGGAAACAAUGCCUCUCAGUUUGCUUCCUCCUUCGCUAAUGCGUUGUUGCAAAUUACUGCAAAUAUUGCUCCGAGAUUUGGUAUUCCGAUUCCGGCAUCUGCAGUUCAAAGUGAUUUGACAAACGUAUCUCAAUCCAUUUCAAGUUCAAGAAGCCAAACCAGCUCAAGUGUCCAAAGUUCCACAUCUGCUUUUGGUGGAAUUUCCGGUCCCUCUCCAUUUGGGCCUCAGCCCUCUGGUCCCUCAUUCGGUCCUGGACCCAGCCUUUCUGGCUUGACAGGAUUUACUAGCACUUUUGCUUUGGGUUUCAAAUCCACCUUGGCAAGCUCAACUCAGUUCCAAUCAAUAGCUCAAAGUAACCUUGAUGUGCAGACAAGAUCUUCCCUCAUAAGCAAAGUUUUGAUCAACGCCCUGUCCAGCCUCGGAAUCAGUGCCUCUGUAGCCUCCAGUAUAGCUGCUAGUACUUCACAGUCUCUACUGAGCGUUAGUGCUGGUGCAAGUGCCGCUGAUGUUGCAACUGCAAUCGCCGCAUCAGUAGCAACUUCUCUACAGUCAAGUGGUGUUCUGACUGCUUCGAAUGCGUCAACGUUAUCAAAUCAAUUGGCCUCUUACGUAAGUUCCGGACUGUCAAGCACUGCAUCGAGCUUAGGUAUUCAACUAGGUGCUUCACUUGGAGCCGGCUUCAGAGCGUCGGCAGGUCUCUCUGCUUCUACUGACAUUAGCAGUAGCGUAGAAGCAACUUCUGCAAGUACUCUUUCUUCGAGUGCAUCAUCCACAAGCGUCGUAUCUUCAAUCAAUGCACAACUUGUACCCGCCUUAGCCCAAACAGCUGUCUUGAAUGCUGCUUUCAGUAAUAUUAACACACAGAAUGCUAUCAGGAUCGCAGAACUGCUAACACAGCAGGUUGGAAGACAAUACGGUCUGAGUGGAUCAGACGUUGCAACUGCUUCUUCGCAGAUCAGAAGUGCUUUGUACUCCGUGCAACAAGGAUCUGCUAGUACUGCGUACGUCUCCGCAAUCGUCGGCCCCCUUAUAACCGUACUUAGUUCCCGAGGUGUUGUCAACGCAAGCAACUCUUCGCAAGUCGUAUCGUCAUUGGCAAGAGCAAUACUGCAGUUUACUGCCAAUGUUGCUCCGCAAUUCGGUAUCUCGAUUCCGACCUCAGCAGUACAAAGUGAUUUGUCGACCAUAUCUCAAUCCCUUACCACUUUCAGCAGCCAAACCAGCUCUAGUGUCGAUAGCUCUACAUCUGCUUUUGGUGGAAUUUCCGGUCUCUCUGGCCCCUCUCCAUAUGGUCCUCAACCCUCUGGUCCCUCAUUCGGUCCUGGACCCAGCCUUUCUGGCUUGACAGGAUUUACUAGCACUUUUGCUUUGGGUUUCAAAUCCACCUUGGCAAGCUCAACUCAGUUCCAAUCAAUAGCUCAAAGUAACCUUGAUGUGCAGACAAGAUCUUCCCUCAUAAGCAAAGUUUUGAUCAACGCCCUGUCCAGCCUCGGAAUCAGUGCCUCUGUAGCCUCCAGUAUAGCUGCUAGUACUUCACAGUCUCUACUGAGCGUUAGUGCUGGUGCAAGUGCCGCUGAUGUUGCAACUGCAAUCGCCGCAUCAGUAGCAACUUCUCUACAGUCAAGUGGUGUUCUGACUGCUUCGAAUGCGUCAACGUUAUCAAAUCAAUUGGCCUCUUACGUAAGUUCCGGACUGUCAAGCACUGCAUCGAGCUUAGGUAUUCAACUAGGUGCUUCACUUGGAGCCGGCUUCGGAGCGUCGGCAGGUCUCUCUGCUUCUACUGACAUUAGCAGUAGCGUAGAAGCAACUUCUGCAAGUACUCUUUCUUCGAGUGCAUCAUCCACAAGCGUCGUAUCUUCAAUCAAUGCACAACUUGUACCCGCCUUAGCCCAAACAGCUGUCUUGAAUGCUGCUUUCAGUAAUAUUAACACACAGAAUGCUAUCAGGAUCGCAGAACUGCUAACACAGCAGGUUGGAAGACAAUACGGUCUGAGUGGAUCAGACGUUGCAACUGCUUCUUCGCAGAUCAGAAGUGCUUUGUACUCCGUGCAACAAGGAUCUGCUAGUACUGCGUACGUCUCCGCAAUCGUCGGCCCCCUUAUAACCGUACUUAGUUCCCGAGGUGUUGUCAACGCAAGCAACUCUUCGCAAGUCGUAUCGUCAUUGGCAAGAGCAAUACUGCAGUUUACUGCCAAUGUUGCUCCGCAAUUCGGUAUCUCGAUUCCGACCUCAGCAGUACAAAGUGAUUUGUCGACCAUAUCUCAAUCCCUUACCACUUUCAGCAGCCAAACCAGCUCUAGUGUCGAUAGCUCUACAUCUGCUUUUGGUGGAAUUUCCGGUCUCUCUGGCCCCUCUCCAUAUGGUCCUCAACCCUCUGGUCCCUCAUUCGGUCCUGGACCCAGCCUUUCUGGCUUGACAGGAUUUACUAGCACUUUUGCUUUGGGUUUCAAAUCCACCUUGGCAAGCUCAACUCAGUUCCAAUCAAUAGCUCAAAGUAACCUUGAUGUGCAGACAAGAUCUUCCCUCAUAAGCAAAGUUUUGAUCAACGCCCUGUCCAGCCUCGGAAUCAGUGGCUCUGUAGCCUCCAGUAUAGCUGCUAGUACUUCACAGUCUCUACUGAGCGUUAGUGCUGGUGCAAGUGCCGCUGAUGUUGCAACUGCAAUCGCCGCAUCAGUAGCAACUUCUCUACAGUCAAGUGGUGUUCUGACUGCUUCGAAUGCGUCAACGUUAUCAAAUCAAUUGGCCUCUUACGUAAGUUCCGGACUGUCAAGCACUGCAUCGAGCUUAGGUAUUCAACUAGGUGCUUCACUUGGAGCCGGCUUCGGAGCGUCGGCAGGUCUCUCUGCUUCUACUGACAUUAGCAGUAGCGUAGAAGCAACUUCUGCAAGUACUCUUUCUUCGAGUGCAUCAUCCACAAGCGUCGUAUCUUCAAUCAAUGCACAACUUGUACCCGCCUUAGCCCAAACAGCUGUCUUGAAUGCUGCUUUCAGUAAUAUUAACACACAGAAUGCUAUCAGGAUCGCAGAACUGCUAACACAGCAGGUUGGAAGACAAUACGGUCUGAGUGGAUCAGACGUUGCAACUGCUUCUUCGCAGAUCAGAAGUGCUUUGUACUCCGUGCAACAAGGAUCUGCUAGUACUGCGUACGUCUCCGCAAUCGUCGGCCCCCUUAUAACCGUACUUAGUUCCCGAGGUGUUGUCAACGCAAGCAACUCUUCGCAAGUCGUAUCGUCAUUGGCAAAUGCAAUACUGCAGUUUACUGCCAAUGUUGCUCCGCAAUUCGGUAUCUCGAUUCCGACCUCAGCAGUACAAAGUGAUUUGUCGACCAUAUCUCAAUCCCUUACCACUUUCAGCAGCCAAACUAGCUCUAGUGUCGAUAGCUCUACAUCUGCUUUUGGUGGAAUUUCCGGUCUCUCUGGCCCCUCUCCAUAUGGUCCUCAACCCUCUGGUCCCUCAUUCGGUCCUGGACCCAGCCUUUCUGGCUUGACAGGAUUUACUAGCACUUUUGCUUUGGGUUUCAAAUCCACCUUGGCAAGCUCAACUCAGUUCCAAUCAAUAGCUCAAAGUAACCUUGAUGUGCAGACAAGAUCUUCCCUCAUAAGCAAAGUUUUGAUCAACGCCCUGUCCAGCCUCGGAAUCAGUGCCUCUGUAGCCUCCAGUAUAGCUGCUAGUACUUCACAGUCUCUACUGAGCGUUAGUGCUGGUGCAAGUGCCGCUGAUGUUGCAACUGCAAUCGCCGCAUCAGUAGCAACUUCUCUACAGUCAAGUGGUGUUCUGACUGCUUCGAAUGCGUCAACGUUAUCAAAUCAAUUGGCCUCUUACGUAAGUUCCGGACUGUCAAGCACUGCAUCGAGCUUAGGUAUUCAACUAGGUGCUUCACUUGGAGCCGGCUUCGGAGCGUCGGCAGGUCUCUCUGCUUCUACUGACAUUAGCAGUAGCGUAGAAGCAACUUCUGCAAGUACUCUUUCUUCGAGUGCAUCAUCCACAAGCGUCGUAUCUUCAAUCAAUGCACAACUUGUACCCGCCUUAGCCCAAACAGCUGUCUUGAAUGCUGCUUUCAGUAAUAUUAACACACAGAAUGCUAUCAGGAUCGCAGAACUGCUAACACAGCAGGUUGGAAGACAAUACGGUCUGAGUGGAUCAGACGUUGCAACUGCUUCUUCGCAGAUCAGAAGUGCUUUGUACUCCGUGCAACAAGGAUCUGCUAGUACUGCGUACGUCUCCGCAAUCGUCGGCCCCCUUAUAACCGUACUUAGUUCCCGAGGUGUUGUCAACGCAAGCAACUCUUCGCAAGUCGUAUCGUCAUUGGCAAAUGCAAUACUGCAGUUUACUGCCAAUGUUGCUCCGCAAUUCGGUAUCUCGAUUCCGACCUCAGCAGUACAAAGUGAUUUGUCGACCAUAUCUCAAUCCCUUACCACUUUCAGCAGCCAAACCAGCUCUAGUGUCGAUAGCUCUACAUCUGCUUUUGGUGGAAUUUCCGGUCUCUCUGGCCCCUCUCCAUAUGGUCCUCAACCCUCUGGUCCCUCAUUCGGUCCUGGACCCAGCCUUUCUGGCUUGACAGGAUUUACUAGCACUUUUGCUUUGGGUUUCAAAUCCACCUUGGCAAGCUCAACUCAGUUCCAAUCAAUAGCUCAAAGUAACCUUGAUGUGCAGACAAGAUCUUCCCUCAUAAGCAAAGUUUUGAUCAACGCCCUGUCCAGCCUCGGAAUCAGUGCCUCUGUAGCCUCCAGUAUAGCUGCUAGUACUUCACAGUCUCUACUGAGCGUUAGUGCUGGUGCAAGUGCCGCUGAUGUUGCAACUGCAAUCGCCGCAUCAGUAGCAACUUCUCUACAGUCAAGUGGUGUUCUGACUGCUUCGAAUGCGUCAACGUUAUCAAAUCAAUUGGCCUCUUACGUAAGUUCCGGACUGUCAAGCACUGCAUCGAGCUUAGGUAUUCAACUAGGUGCUUCACUUGGAGCCGGCUUCGGAGCGUCGGCAGGUCUCUCUGCUUCUACUGACAUUAGCAGUAGCGUAGAAGCAACUUCUGCAAGUACUCUUUCUUCGAGUGCAUCAUCCACAAGCGUCGUAUCUUCAAUCAAUGCACAACUUGUACCCGCCUUAGCCCAAACAGCUGUCUUGAAUGCUGCUUUCAGUAAUAUUAACACACAGAAUGCUAUCAGGAUUGCAGAACUGCUAACACAGCAGGUUGGAAGACAAUACGGUCUGAGUGGAUCAGACGUUGCAACUGCUUCUUCGCAGAUCAGAAGUGCUUUGUACUCCGUGCAACAAGGAUCUGCUAGUACUGCGUACGUCUCCGCAAUCGUCGGCCCCCUUAUAACCGUACUUAGUUCCCGAGGUGUUGUCAACGCAGGCAACUCUUCGCAAGUCGUAUCGUCAUUGGCAAAUGCAAUACUGCAGUUUACUGCCAAUGUUGCUCCGCAAUUCGGUAUCUCGAUUCCGACCUCAGCAGUACAAAGUGAUUUGUCGACCAUAUCUCAAUCCCUUACCACUUUCAGCAGCCAAACCAGCUCUAGUGUCGAUAGCUCUACAUCUGCUUUUGGUGGAAUUUCCGGUCUCUCUGGCCCCUCUCCAUAUGGUCCUCAACCCUCUGGUCCCUCAUUCGGUCCUGGACCCAGCCUUUCUGGCUUGACAGGAUUUACUAGCACUUUUGCUUUGGGUUUCAAAUCCACCUUGGCAAGCUCAACUCAGUUCCAAUCAAUAGCUCAAAGUAACCUUGAUGUGCAGACAAGAUCUUCCCUCAUAAGCAAAGUUUUGAUCAACGCCCUGUCCAGCCUCGGAAUCAGUGCCUCUGUAGCCUCCAGUAUAGCUGCUAGUACUUCACAGUCUCUACUGAGCGUUAGUGCUGGUGCAAGUGCCGCUGAUGUUGCAACUGCAAUCGCCGCAUCAGUAGCAACUUCUCUACAGUCAAGUGGUGUUCUGACUGCUUCGAAUGCGUCAACGUUAUCAAAUCAAUUGGCCUCUUACGUAAGUUCCGGACUGUCAAGCACUGCAUCGAGCUUAGGUAUUCAACUAGGUGCUUCACUUGGAGCCGGCUUCGGAGCGUCGGCAGGUCUCUCUGCUUCUACUGACAUUAGCAGUAGCGUAGAAGCAACUUCUGCAAGUACUCUUUCUUCGAGUGCAUCAUCCACAAGCGUCGUAUCUUCAAUCAAUGCACAACUUGUACCCGCCUUAGCCCAAACAGCUGUCUUGAAUGCUGCUUUCAGUAAUAUUAACACACAGAAUGCUAUCAGGAUCGCAGAACUGCUAACACAGCAGGUUGGAAGACAAUACGGUCUGAGUGGAUCAGACGUUGCAACUGCUUCUUCGCAGAUCAGAAGUGCUUUGUACUCCGUGCAACAAGGAUCUGCUAGUACUGCGUACGUCUCCGCAAUCGUCGGCCCCCUUAUAACCGUACUUAGUUCCCGAGGUGUUGUCAACGCAAGCAACUCUUCGCAAGUCGUAUCGUCAUUGGCAAAUGCAAUACUGCAGUUUACUGCCAAUGUUGCUCCGCAAUUCGGUAUCUCGAUUCCGACCUCAGCAGUACAAAGUGAUUUGUCGACCAUAUCUCAAUCCCUUACCACUUUCAGCAGCCAAACCAGCUCUAGUGUCGAUAGCUCUACAUCUGCUUUUGGUGGAAUUUCCGGUCUCUCUGGCCCCUCUCCAUAUGGUCCUCAACCCUCUGGUCCCUCAUUCGGUCCUGGACCCAGCCUUUCUGGCUUGACAGGAUUUACUAGCACUUUUGCUUUGGGUUUCAAAUCCACCUUGGCAAGCUCAACUCAGUUCCAAUCAAUAGCUCAAAGUAACCUUGAUGUGCAGACAAGAUCUUCCCUCAUAAGCAAAGUUUUGAUCAACGCCCUGUCCAGCCUCGGAAUCAGUGCCUCUGUAGCCUCCAGUAUAGCUGCUAGUACUUCACAGUCUCUACUGAGCGUUAGUGCUGGUGCAAGUGCCGCUGAUGUUGCAACUGCAAUCGCCGCAUCAGUAGCAACUUCUCUACAGUCAAGUGGUGUUCUGACUGCUUCGAAUGCGUCAACGUUAUCAAAUCAAUUGGCCUCUUACGUAAGUUCCGGACUGUCAAGCACUGCAUCGAGCUUAGGUAUUCAACUAGGUGCUUCACUUGGAGCCGGCUUCGGAGCGUCGGCAGGUCUCUCUGCUUCUACUGACAUUAGCAGUAGCGUAGAAGCAACUUCUGCAAGUACUCUUUCUUCGAGUGCAUCAUCCACAAGCGUCGUAUCUUCAAUCAAUGCACAACUUGUACCCGCCUUAGCCCAAACAGCUGUCUUGAAUGCUGCUUUCAGUAAUAUUAACACACAGAAUGCUAUCAGGAUCGCAGAACUGCUAACACAGCAGGUUGGAAGACAAUACGGUCUGAGUGGAUCAGACGUUGCAACUGCUUCUUCGCAGAUCAGAAGUGCUUUGUACUCCGUGCAACAAGGAUCUGCUAGUACUGCGUACGUCUCCGCAAUCGUCGGCCCCCUUAUAACCGUACUUAGUUCCCGAGGUGUUGUCAACGCAAGCAACUCUUCGCAAGUCGUAUCGUCAUUGGCAAAUGCAAUACUGCAGUUUACUGCCAAUGUUGCCCCGCAAUUCGGUAUCUCGAUUCCGACCUCAGCAGUACAAAGUGAUUUGUCGACCAUAUCUCAAUCCCUUACCACUUUCAGCAGCCAAACCAGCUCUAGUGUCGAUAGCUCUACAUCUGCUUUUGGUGGAAUUUCCGGUCUCUCUGGCCCCUCUCCAUAUGGUCCUCAACCCUCUGGUCCCUCAUUCGGUCCUGGACCCAGCCUUUCUGGCUUGACAGGAUUUACUAGCACUUUUGCUUUGGGUUUCAAAUCCACCUUGGCAAGCUCAACUCAGUUCCAAUCAAUAGCUCAAAGUAACCUUGAUGUGCAGACAAGAUCUUCCCUCAUAAGCAAAGUUUUGAUCAACGCCCUGUCCAGCCUCGGAAUCAGUGCCUCUGUAGCCUCCAGUAUAGCUGCUAGUACUUCACAGUCUCUACUGAGCGUUAGUGCUGGUGCAAGUGCCGCUGAUGUUGCAACUGCAAUCGCCGCAUCAGUAGCAACUUCUCUACAGUCAAGUGGUGUUCUGACUGCUUCGAAUGCGUCAACGUUAUCAAAUCAAUUGGCCUCUUACGUAAGUUCCGGACUGUCAAGCACUGCAUCGAGCUUAGGUAUUCAACUAGGUGCUUCACUUGGAGCCGGCUUCGGAGCGUCGGCAGGUCUCUCUGCUUCUACUGACAUUAGCAGUAGCGUAGAAGCAACUUCUGCAAGUACUCUUUCUUCGAGUGCAUCAUCCACAAGCGUCGUAUCUUCAAUCAAUGCACAACUUGUACCCGCCUUAGCCCAAACAGCUGUCUUGAAUGCUGCUUUCAGUAAUAUUAACACACAGAAUGCUAUCAGGAUCGCAGAACUGCUAACACAGCAGGUUGGAAGACAAUACGGUCUGAGUGGAUCAGACGUUGCAACUGCUUCUUCGCAGAUCAGAAGUGCUUUGUACUCCGUGCAACAAGGAUCUGCUAGUACUGCGUACGUCUCCGCAAUCGUCGGCCCCCUUAUAACCGUACUUAGUUCCCGAGGUGUUGUCAACGCAAGCAACUCUUCGCAAGUCGUAUCGUCAUUGGCAAGAGCAAUACUGCAGUUUACUGCCAAUGUUGCUCCGCAAUUCGGUAUCUCGAUUCCGACCUCAGCAGUACAAAGUGAUUUGUCGACCAUAUCUCAAUCCCUUACCACUUUCAGCAGCCAAACCAGCUCUAGUGUCGAUAGCUCUACAUCUGCUUUUGGUGGAAUUUCCGGUCUCUCUGGCCCCUCUCCAUAUGGUCCUCAACCCUCUGGUCCCUCAUUCGGUCCUGGACCCAGCCUUUCUGGCUUGACAGGAUUUACUAGCACUUUUGCUUUGGGUUUCAAAUCCACCUUGGCAAGCUCAACUCAGUUCCAAUCAAUAGCUCAAAGUAACCUUGAUGUGCAGACAAGAUCUUCCCUCAUAAGCAAAGUUUUGAUCAACGCCCUGUCCAGCCUCGGAAUCAGUGCCUCUGUAGCCUCCAGUAUAGCUGCUAGUACUUCACAGUCUCUACUGAGCGUUAGUGCUGGUGCAAGUGCCGCUGAUGUUGCAACUGCAAUCGCCGCAUCAGUAGCAACUUCUCUACAGUCAAGUGGUGUUCUGACUGCUUCGAAUGCGUCAACGUUAUCAAAUCAAUUGGCCUCUUACGUAAGUUCCGGACUGUCAAGCACUGCAUCGAGCUUAGGUAUUCAACUAGGUGCUUCACUUGGAGCCGGCUUCGGAGCGUCGGCAGGUCUCUCUGCUUCUACUGACAUUAGCAGUAGCGUAGAAGCAACUUCUGCAAGUACUCUUUCUUCGAGUGCAUCAUCCACAAGCGUCGUAUCUUCAAUCAAUGCACAACUUGUACCCGCCUUAGCCCAAACAGCUGUCUUGAAUGCUGCUUUCAGUAAUAUUGACACACAGAAUGCUAUCAGGAUCGCAGAACUGCUAACACAGCAGGUUGGAAGACAAUACGGUCUGAGUGGAUCAGACGUUGCAACUGCUUCUUCGCAGAUCAGAAGUGCUUUGUACUCCGUGCAACAAGGAUCUGCUAGUACUGCGUACGUCUCCGCAAUCGUCGGCCCCCUUAUAACCGUACUUAGUUCCCGAGGUGUUGUCAACGCAAGCAACUCUUCGCAAGUCGUAUCGUCAUUGGCAAAUGCAAUACUGCAGUUUACUGCCAAUGUUGCUCCGCAAUUCGGUAUCUCGAUUCCGACCUCAGCAGUACAAAGUGAUUUGUCGACCAUAUCUCAAUCCCUUACCACUUUCAGCAGCCAAACCAGCUCUAGUGUCGAUAGCUCUACAUCUGCUUUUGGUGGAAUUUCCGGUCUCUCUGGCCCCUCUCCAUAUGGUCCUCAACCCUCUGGUCCCUCAUUCGGUCCUGGACCCAGCCUUUCUGGCUUGACAGGAUUUACUAGCACUUUUGCUUUGGGUUUCAAAUCCACCUUGGCAAGCUCAACUCAGUUCCAAUCAAUAGCUCAAAGUAACCUUGAUGUGCAGACAAGAUCUUCCCUCAUAAGCAAAGUUUUGAUCAACGCCCUGUCCAGCCUCGGAAUCAGUGCCUCUGUAGCCUCCAGUAUAGCUGCUAGUACUUCACAGUCUCUACUGAGCGUUAGUGCUGGUGCAAGUGCCGCUGAUGUUGCAACUGCAAUCGCCGCAUCAGUAGCAACUUCUCUACAGUCAAGUGGUGUUCUGACUGCUUCGAAUGCGUCAACGUUAUCAAAUCAAUUGGCCUCUUACGUAAGUUCCGGACUGUCAAGCACUGCAUCGAGCUUAGGUAUUCAACUAGGUGCUUCACUUGGAGCCGGCUUCGGAGCGUCGGCAGGUCUCUCUGCUUCUACUGACAUUAGCAGUAGCGUAGAAGCAACUUCUGCAAGUACUCUUUCUUCGAGUGCAUCAUCCACAAGCGUCGUAUCUUCAAUCAAUGCACAACUUGUACCCGCCUUAGCCCAAACAGCUGUCUUGAAUGCUGCUUUCAGUAAUAUUAACACACAGAAUGCUAUCAGGAUCGCAGAACUGCUAACACAGCAGGUUGGAAGACAAUACGGUCUGAGUGGAUCAGACGUUGCAACUGCUUCUUCGCAGAUCAGAAGUGCUUUGUACUCCGUGCAACAAGGAUCUGCUAGUACUGCGUACGUCUCCGCAAUCGUCGGCCCCCUUAUAACCGUACUUAGUUCCCGAGGUGUUGUCAACGCAAGCAACUCUUCGCAAGUCGUAUCGUCAUUGGCAAAUGCAAUACUGCAGUUUACUGCCAAUGUUGCUCCGCAAUUCGGUAUCUCGAUUCCGACCUCAGCAGUACAAAGUGAUUUGUCGACCAUAUCUCAAUCCCUUACCACUUUCAGCAGCCAAACCAGCUCUAGUGUCGAUAGCUCUACAUCUGCUUUUGGUGGAAUUUCCAGUCUCUCUGGCCCCUCUCCAUAUGGUCCUCAACCCUCUGGUCCCUCAUUCGGUCCUGGACCCAGCCUUUCUGGCUUGACAGGAUUUACUAGCACUUUUGCUUUGGGUUUCAAAUCCACCUUGGCAAGCUCAACUCAGUUCCAAUCAAUAGCUCAAAGUAACCUUGAUGUGCAGACAAGAUCUUCCCUCAUAAGCAAAGUUUUGAUCAACGCCCUGUCCAGCCUCGGAAUCAGUGCCUCUGUAGCCUCCAGUAUAGCUGCUAGUACUUCACAGUCUCUACUGAGCGUUAGUGCUGGUGCAAGUGCCGCUGAUGUUGCAACUGCAAUCGCCGCAUCAGUAGCAACUUCUCUACAGUCAAGUGGUGUUCUGACUGCUUCGAAUGCGUCAACGUUAUCAAAUCAAUUGGCCUCUUACGUAAGUUCCGGACUGUCAAGCACUGCAUCGAGCUUAGGUAUUCAACUAGGUGCUUCACUUGGAGCCGGCUUCGGAGCGUCGGCAGGUCUCUCUGCUUCUACUGACAUUAGCAGUAGCGUAGAAGCAACUUCUGCAAGUACUCUUUCUUCGAGUGCAUCAUCCACAAGCGUCGUAUCUUCAAUCAAUGCACAACUUGUACCCGCCUUAGCCCAAACAGCUGUCUUGAAUGCUGCUUUCAGUAAUAUUAACACACAGAAUGCUAUCAGGAUCGCAGAACUGCUAACACAGCAGGUUGGAACACAAUACGGUCUGAGUGGAUCAGACGUUGCAACUGCUUCUUCGCAGAUCAGAAGUGCUUUGUACUCCGUGCAACAAGGAUCUGCUAGUACUGCGUACGUCUCCGCAAUCGUCGGCCCCCUUAUAACCGUACUUAGUUCCCGAGGUGUUGUCAACGCAAGCAACUCUUCGCAAGUCGUAUCGUCAUUGGCAAAUGCAAUACUGCAGUUUACUGCCAAUGUUGCUCCGCAAUUCGGUAUCUCGAUUCCGACCUCAGCAGUACAAAGUGAUUUGUCGACCAUAUCUCAAUCCCUUACCACUUUCAGCAGCCAAACCAGCUCUAGUGUCGAUAGCUCUACAUCUGCUUUUGGUGGAAUUUCCGGUCUCUCUGGCCCCUCUCCAUAUGGUCCUCAACCCUCUGGUCCCUCAUUCGGUCCUGGACCCAGCCUUUCUGGCUUGACAGGAUUUACUAGCACUUUUGCUUUGGGUUUCAAAUCCACCUUGGCAAGCUCAACUCAGUUCCAAUCAAUAGCUCAAAGUAACCUUGAUGUGCAGACAAGAUCUUCCCUCAUAAGCAAAGUUUUGAUCAACGCCCUGUCCAGCCUCGGAAUCAGUGCCUCUGUAGCCUCCAGUAUAGCUGCUAGUACUUCACAGUCUCUACUGAGCGUUAGUGCUGGUGCAAGUGCCGCUGAUGUUGCAACUGCAAUCGCCGCAUCAGUAGCAACUUCUCUACAGUCAAGUGGUCUUCUGACUGCUUCGAAUGCGUCAACGUUAUCAAAUCAAUUGGCCUCUUACGUAAGUUCCGGACUGUCAAGCACUGCAUCGAGCUUAGGUAUUCAACUAGGUGCUUCACUUGGAGCCGGCUUCGGAGCGUCGGCAGGUCUCUCUGCUUCUACUGACAUUAGCAGUAGCGUAGAAGCAACUUCUGCAAGUACUCUUUCUUCGAGUGCAUCAUCCACAAGCGUCGUAUCUUCAAUCAAUGCACAACUUGUACCCGCCUUAGCCCAAACAGCUGUCUUGAAUGCUGCUUUCAGUAAUAUUAACACACAGAAUGCUAUCAGGAUCGCAGAACUGCUAACACAGCAGGUUGGAAGACAAUACGGUCUGAGUGGAUCAGACGUUGCAACUGCUUCUUCGCAGAUCAGAAGUGCUUUGUACUCCGUGCAACAAGGAUCUGCUAGUACUGCGUACGUCUCCGCAAUCGUCGGCCCCCUUAUAACCGUACUUAGUUCCCGAGGUGUUGUCAACGCAAGCAACUCUUCGCAAGUCGUAUCGUCAUUGGCAAAUGCAAUACUGCAGUUUACUGCCAAUGUUGCUCCGCAAUUCGGUAUCUCGAUUCCGACCUCAGCAGUACAAAGUGAUUUGUCGACCAUAUCUCAAUCCCUUACCGCUAUCAGCAGCCAAACCAGCUCAAGUGUCGAUAGCUCUACAUCUGCUUUUGGUGGAAUUUCCGGUCCCUCUGGCCCCUCUCCAUAUGGUCCUCAACCCUCUGGUCCCUCAUUCGGUCCUGGACCCAGCUUUUCUGGCUUGACAGGAUUUACUGGCACUUUUGCUUUGGGUUUCCAAUCCGCCUUGGCAAGCUCAACUCAGUUCCAAUCAAUUGCUCAAAGUAACCUUGAUGUGCAGACAAGAUCUUCCCUCAUAAGCAAAGUUUUGAUCAACGCCCUGUCCAGCCUCGGAAUCAGUGCCUCUGUAGCCUCCAGUAUAGCUGCUAGUACUUCACAGUCUCUACUGAGCGUUAGUGCUGGUGCAAGUGCCGCUGAUGUUGCAACUGCAAUCGCCUCAUCUGUAGCAACUUCUUUACAGUCAAGUGGUUACUUAAGCGAUUCUAACGCUUCGCAAUUAGGAAAUUCUUUGGCAUCUUCAAUCAGCUCUGUAGCACUAAAUGUUGCAGCUGAUUUGGGAGUCUCACUUUCAGCUUCGGCUAAUUUGAGUAGCAGUCUUGGAGCUUCAGCGGGUAUUAGCAGCAGUUUCGAUGCUUCUUCCGCCAGCUCUACAUCCCUGUCAAGCUCUUCUUCCCUUUCUUCCCAGCAACAAGUAACUUCCAGUGCUGCUGUGUCGCUUAAUUCAGUUAUUACUUCUCCUGUUGGUCUAGCUUCCCCGCAAGCGAGCUCACGUGUCAGAUAUUUAUCUCAACUUGCUUUGAAUGCUAUUAGCCCUCAAGGUUUUAAUGUGGAAGCAUUUGUUAGUCAGCUUGGAACAAUUAUGGCUCAAGCUCGAGCAAUGGGAAUGUCUGCUUCUGAUGCCACUAUUGAAACGUUACUAGAAGGAUUACUAUCUCUCGUACAAGCUCUUGGUUCCUGCCAGGCUGGGUCUUACAACCCUGCUCGAAGUGUAGAGGCAUCUAACAUCUUCUUGUCGGCGAUCCAAAGUACUUUAUCAUCAUGAAUUGUUGUCAACCUUUUUCCUUAGCAUUAUGUGCUUAAAUAUUGAGAAAAAUAAAAUAUGUUUUGCAGUGA